Ficedula albicollis (Collared flycatcher) is the source of this 1149-nucleotide messenger RNA. RefSeq names its product SREK1 interacting protein 1 (gene SREK1IP1). The transcript is spliced from 5 exons. Gene Ontology annotation, molecular function: zinc ion binding; nucleic acid binding. NCBI's taxonomy places the organism in Eukaryota, Metazoa, Chordata, Aves, Passeriformes, Muscicapidae. Bases 33 to 503 code for a protein of 156 amino acids. The record is from RefSeq and is a predicted model, not a curated record.
GCGUGCCGGUGCGGUGCGGAGAGAGCGGCGGGAUGGCGCUGCCUGGUGGAAAUAAGGAUAAUAUCAGAGCUGGAUGCAAGAAGUGUGGCUAUCCUGGUCAUCUGACAUUUGAAUGCCGAAACUUCCUCCGAGUAGAUCCUCAAAGAGAUAUUGUUCUAGACGUUAGCAGCACUAGCAGUGAAGACAGCGAGGAAGAGGAACUGCAGAGAUUACAAGCUAUGCGUGAAAAAAAGAAUUUAAAUGAAGAGGAAGAAAAAAAGAAACAAAAAAGAAAAAGCAAAGAGAAAACAAAAUUAAAAAGACCAAGGAAAAGAUCUUCCUCAUCAAGUUCUGCAGAAGAGGAUGAACCAAAGUCAAAAAAACAAAAAUCACACAAAAAAGAGAAGGAAAAGGGGAAAAAGCACAAAUCUAAGAAAGGAAAGCAUCAUAAAAAGGAGAAAAAGAAGAGAAGAAAGGAAAAAAGUUCCUCUUCUAACAGUUCAGACAGUUCGAGCAGUGACUGACAUGCUGGUCUAUUUUUGCAUUCGCUUCUGCAGAGAUGAUUUUCCUUUUGUAGCAAGUUUAUUUAUGCUUCACAGUGCUGUUGUAAAAUGGGAUAUAUAUAUUUUUUGAAAAUUUAUUUGCAUACAUCAGUGCUUCAAAUUAUUAGAUGGACCAUUUAUGAAAAGAAUCUGCUCUUCUAUUUCAGGUUUAUUAGUACUAAACCAUGCAACUAGUUCUUCACUCUAAUUUUCAGUUCAGUUGUGAUUGUGUUUGUAAUCCUUUACAGUAGGAUGUGGUAAAUUUCUGUUUGCAAGCCUUUGUGUAGAAUGAUAUGGAUUUAAUUGUGCUUAAUGUCAGAAUGGUUACAUCAGAUUUGGAAAUUCAAGUGAGAUUUUCUAUUACACUUUAAAUAAAUAUAUGUUUUACACAACAUUUUCUCCUUACAUACUUUAAUCAGUAAGUGCAAAUAUGAAUCAGUGUUCAGAUCCUGAGAGGGGAAGAAUGAGCAAUGAGAAGCUGAAGAUUGAUCCCUCAAAAUUACCUUCUAAAAUUGAUCUAGUCAAGACUGUGAAAUGUAAUUACACAUUCUUUUGGCAGGAUCACUAUGAACAAGCUUAAGAUAAACAGGAGCAAACAAAAACUAUCAAUUUUUAAAGUUCAUUUUCC